This is a messenger RNA of Ylistrum balloti, 1512 nucleotides long. Its product is annotated as kynureninase-like. Gene Ontology annotation, molecular function: pyridoxal phosphate binding; kynureninase activity. Gene Ontology annotation, biological process: NAD+ biosynthetic process. Bases 1 to 1512 code for a protein of 503 amino acids. Gene Ontology annotation, cellular component: cytoplasm. NCBI's taxonomy places the organism in Eukaryota, Metazoa, Mollusca, Bivalvia, Pectinida, Pectinidae. The transcript is spliced from 13 exons. The record is from RefSeq and is a predicted model, not a curated record.
AUGCUAUCUACUCUGAUCGACGAUCCCUCCCCAGCUAUCUCGCUACAGUGGCUAGGAAGCAUGCGAGAAGAAAUCGAUUGCCCAGAUGUAAUACAAGGGCUGCUUAAUCACUCGUAUCCAAACCAAAUUCUCAAGAAAGCAACAGAUCUAAACUGCACCAUAUCGGACAGAAAAUUUGCAAAAUACAUGGACGAAAGGGACCCUCUUCGGAGGAUAAGACAGCUUUUCCACUACCCGAAAAUGAAGGAGGUGGACGGACCUGAUCUGAGCUUAGUUCAUCCUGAUGAGGACUGUGUUUACUUUUGUGGAAAUUCCCUGGGUCUGUGCCCAAAAGAUGCAAAAUCACACUUUGACGUGGAGCUUGAAAAGUGGGCGAAAAAGGGUAUGCAGGGCUACUUUCAUCGAGGUCAGUCUCUACCUUGGACAAAUUGUCACGAGUUUCUGGACAUUGACAUGGCAAGAAUUGUCGGAAGCAGAGCUGGUGAAGUUUCCAUCAUGAACGCACUGACUGUAAAUCUUCACCUUUUGCUCGUUUCUUUCUACAGACCAACAAAGACACGACAUAAGAUUAUGUGUGAAGGGAAACCUUUCUCAUCUGACCUUUACGCGUUCAAGAGUCAAAUCCGACUGCAUGGUUUUAAUCCAGAAAAAAGCCUGCUGUUUCUUGAACCAAGGGAGGGCGAGUUUACACUUAGAACAGAAGAUAUUCUGACAAAGAUAGAGGAAGAAGGCGAAACAAUCGCUGUGAUUUGUUUCAGUGGUAUACAUUACUACACUGGUCAAAUGUUUGACAUGCGGAGCAUAACACGUGCGGGCCACGCCAAGGGAUGUUACGUGGGGUUUGAUUUAGCCCAUGCUGCUGGAAAUGUUCCGUUACAUCUGCAUGACUGGGGCGUAGAUUUUGCCUGUUGGUGUACAUACAAAUAUCUAAAUUGCGGUCCGGGAAAUUUAGGAUGCAUUUUCCUACACGAAAGACACAAAGACAACGAUUUUCCAAAACUACUAGGAUGGUGGGGGCACAACGUUAAAACAAGAUUCAAUUUUGACAAUGAGAUUGACCUUUGUCCGGAAGCAUAUGCUUACAGAAUAAGCAAUCCGUCAGGACUUCUGUAUCCAUCAAUGAAGGCUAGUUUGGAGAUAUUCAACCAAACAUCGAUGGAUGACAUACGAAACAAAUCAAUACUUCUCACGGCUUAUAUGGAAUAUCUUAUCACCAAAAAGUAUGGCAGGCCAGAUCCUAAGGAUGCAGCAUUUCAACAAAUACGCAUCAUCACCCCUUCGGACCCAGGUGAACGCGGCGCCCAGCUGUCACUUUUACUUUCUGCCAAUGUCUCAUGUGUUUAUACAGAGCUUAUAAAGAGAGGUGUUUUGUGCGACUUAAGGAAGCCUCAUGUGAUCCGCGUGACGCCUGCCCCACUCUACUGUUCUUUUGAAGACGUCUAUCGCUUCAUGGAUUUCCUUGAUCAGGCAAUGAAUGUUGCUACUCAUUCCAAAAAUGCCAACAGAAAAUAA